This is a messenger RNA of Alnus glutinosa, 1825 nucleotides long. RefSeq names its product probable galacturonosyltransferase-like 3. The transcript is spliced from 2 exons. The coding region runs from base 37 to 1065 and encodes 342 amino acids. The record is from RefSeq and is a predicted model, not a curated record. Gene Ontology annotation, molecular function: glycosyltransferase activity. Lineage: Eukaryota; Viridiplantae; Streptophyta; Magnoliopsida; Fagales; Betulaceae. Gene Ontology annotation, cellular component: Golgi apparatus.
CUCUCAUUCCUUUACAAACGCUUCACCCAUCAAACCAUGCCAACGGCACGCCACUUGCUCCUCCUCCUUUUUCUCGUCACCGUUAACUUCCCGUAUGGAGGUACAGCCGGAGAGCUCCCGGCUUUCAGAGAAGCAACGGCAUUUCGGAAUGGACGGGGUUGCCCCCGAGCGGCGAGGUUCUCCUCGCUGGACGACCGGUGGCUCAUCCACAUCGCGAUGACGCUGGACGCUACCUACCUGCGGGGCUCGGUGGCGGGGGUGUUCUCGGUGCUCCAGCACGCGUCGUGCCCGGAGAACAUCGUGUUCCACUUCAUCGCCGCCAAGCGCGGCCACGACGGCCUCCGCCGCGUUGUCACCACGACCUUCCCGUACCUGAGCUUUCGCCUCUACCACUUCGAUUCCAACCUCGUGAAGGGAAUGAUCUCCUACUCUAUACGGCAAGCCCUCGACCAGCCUCUCAACUACGCGCGCAUCUACCUAGCCGACCUCCUGCCCUCCGCUGUCGGUCGCAUCAUCUACUUCGACUCCGACCUGAUCGUGGUGGACGACGUGGCGAAGCUGUGGAGCAUCGAUCUGGGCAAUCACGUGCUGGGCGCGCCCGAGUACUGCCACGCGAACUUCACGAGCUACUUCACGGGCAGUUUCUGGGCGAACCGGGCGUAUGCGGCGUCAUUGAAGGGGAAGAGGGCGUGCUAUUUCAACACGGGGGUGAUGGUGAUCGAUCUGAGGAAGUGGAGGGAAGGGAGGUACACGGAGAGGCUGGAGAGCUGGAUGAGGGUGCAGAAGCGGUACAGGAUAUACGAGCUGGGGUCGCUGCCUCCGUUUCUGCUGGUGUUCGCAGGGGACGUGGAGGGGGUGGAGCACAGGUGGAACCAGCAUGGGCUUGGAGGCGACAAUCUGGAGGGACUGUGUAGGGAUCUCCACCCUGGGCCGGUGAGCCUCCUGCAUUGGAGUGGCAAGGGCAAGCCCUGGCUCCGGCUCGACUCUAAGCACCCGUGUCCCUUGGACAGCCUCUGGGCCCCUUACGAUCUCUUUCGUCACUCAUCGUUGCUCUCCGACAGCUAGCCACCACUUGGUGACUGUGUUUCAUGGGAAAGAGCCGCGCGCCCACUCGGGCGUUAUAUAUUGACGGCUGUGAUUCGCUUUGUAAAUGAGGACAGACAUCGAUGGUGUCAAAAAGGGAUUUUUGAUAAAGAUGAUGAUGAUGAGCGCAUGAGCUAUAUAACAGGAUGGACUGGAUAAUCCUUCCUUUCUCCGGCCCAUCUCCAUACGAACUUGUUUCGAUCUCAAGGCCCUAAUGCGGUGACAAAAAAAAAAAAAAAACUUUACAGACUAGGAGGGCUAUAUAGUCCUCCGUUCCCUCUCUCUUGCCCCAUCUUGAUAUGAACUGGAUUCCAUCUCAAGGCCCUAAAUACCAUCACAAAGACACUUCACAAACUGGAUUACUCCACACCCAUACCAUAAUUGUGAAAAGUUCAUGGAGCCAUUGACACUCUCAAAAGACGUUUUGAGAGAGGAGGGGACAACAUGACUUAUCUUAGCGAUGGAAGACACUUUAACAUGCCCUCUCAAGUGUGGUAACUAAUGGCCAAACACGUGGACAACAACAGAAGGAAAAUGCCUAUCAUCGCAAGAAACCUGUGGAUCUGAUACCAUGUAUUAGUCUAAUGGGUCUUAUUCACUUUUAAAAGACACAUUGAGAGAAGAAGUGACACAAUGAUUUAUAAAGUGUCUAGGUGAAGGAAAUCUUAGUGAUGUGAGACACUUUAACAGUAAUGAUGUAAAUAUUGUUAUCAAUUUUUAUUCGGAUCAAGAUUGUCUACAA